Messenger RNA from Cynocephalus volans (Philippine flying lemur), 8001 nucleotides. It is a transcript of the gene MYO10, whose product is annotated as myosin X. The record is from RefSeq and is a predicted model, not a curated record. Lineage: Eukaryota; Metazoa; Chordata; Mammalia; Dermoptera; Cynocephalidae. Gene Ontology annotation, molecular function: phosphatidylinositol-3,4,5-trisphosphate binding; actin filament binding; plus-end directed microfilament motor activity. Gene Ontology annotation, cellular component: filopodium; cytoskeleton; myosin complex. Gene Ontology annotation, biological process: signal transduction; regulation of filopodium assembly; cytoskeleton-dependent intracellular transport. Bases 478 to 6609 code for a protein of 2043 amino acids. The transcript is spliced from 41 exons.
UCCCGGCGCGGGUGUGAGCCGGCUGAGCCGCGGCGCGGGGCUGCUCACCACGGCGGCGCUCGCAGGGAGAGCGACUGCUCGGGCUCGCUUUGUGGCCGGCUGUCCCCCCGCCGAGCGCCCCCGGCCGGAGCGCAGAGGGAGGGGGCGCGCUCUCAAGACCCCGCCGCCCUCCCCCAGUCCGGGGGAGGAAUGUGCCACCAGCUGUUCUCCGCUCGCGAGCGCUUCGCCCAGGAGUGAGCAACUUGGAGGAAGAAGAGACAAAGGCUGCCGGUGGGACGGAUGAGUUAGAGACUUGGGUUCGGGCAAACAAAAGGUGAGCAAGACGAGAAGGGAUCAGGGCAUGGCAGCGGGGGAGCCCCGCGGGCUCGAGCUCCCGGGAGCAGCGCCGUGACACGCAUGCUGUCCCCGGACCGGCUGCUACGCUGACUUCCGCGAGCUGGGAGCCGGACGCGGCGAGUUGGGGACUGCGCCGGAACAAUGGAUAACUUCUUCCCCGAGGGAACACGGGUCUGGCUGAGAGAAAACGGCCAGCAUUUUCCAAGUACUGUAAAUUCCUGUGCAGAAGGCGUGGUUGUCUUCCGGACAGACUAUGGUCAGGUAUUCACUUACAAGCAGAGCACAAUUACCCACCAGAAGGUGACCGCUAUGCACCCUAGGAAUGAGGAGGGGGUGGACGACAUGGCCUCCUUGACUGAGCUCCAUGGGGGCUCCAUCAUGUAUAACUUAUUCCAGCGAUACAAGAGAAACCAAAUAUAUACGUCCAUCGGCUCCAUCCUGGCCUCCGUGAACCCCUACCAGCCGAUCGCCGGCCUGUACGAGCGCGCCGCCAUGGAGCGCUACAGCAGGUGCCACCUGGGCGAGCUGCCCCCGCACAUCUUCGCCAUCGCCAACGAGUGCUACCGCUGCCUGUGGAAGCGCCAUGACAACCAGUGCGUCCUCAUCAGUGGUGAAAGUGGGGCAGGUAAAACCGAAAGCACCAAGUUGAUCCUCCAGUUUCUAUCAGUCAUCAGUCAGCAGUCUUCAGAAUCGUCCUUAAAGGAGAAGACAUCCUGUGUUGAACAAGCUAUCCUUGAAAGCAGUCCCAUCAUGGAAGCUUUCGGCAACGCGAAGACAGUGUACAACAACAACUCCAGUCGCUUCGGGAAGUUUGUUCAGCUGAACAUCUGUCAGAAGGGAAAUAUUCAGGGCGGGAGGAUUGUAGAUUAUUUAUUAGAAAAAAAUCGAGUAGUAAGGCAAAAUCCUGGGGAAAGGAAUUAUCACAUAUUCUAUGCACUGCUGGCAGGGCUGGACCAUGAAGAAAGAGAAGAAUUUUAUUUAUCUGUGCCAGAAAACUACCACUACUUGAAUCAGUCUGGAUGUGUAGAAGACAAGACGAUCAGUGACCAGGAAUCCUUUAGUGAAGUUAUUACGGCAAUGGAAGUAAUGCAGUUCAGCAAGGAGGAAGUUCGGGAAAUUCUGAGGCUGCUUGCUGGGAUACUACAUCUUGGGAACAUAGAAUUUAUCACUGCUGGUGGGGCGCAGGUUUCCUUCAAAACAGCUUUGGGCAGGUCUGCAGAGUUACUUGGGCUGGACCCAACACAGCUCACGGAUGCUCUGACCCAGAGAUCGAUGUUCCUCAGGGGAGAAGAGAUCCUGACACCUCUCAAUGUUCAACAGGCAGUAGACAGCAGAGACUCCUUGGCCAUGGCACUUUAUGCACGCUGCUUCGAGUGGAUGAUCAUGAAGAUCAAUAGCAGGAUCAAAGGCAAAGAUGACUUCAAAUCUAUUGGCAUCCUCGACAUCUUUGGAUUUGAAAACUUCGAGGUUAAUCACUUUGAGCAGUUCAAUAUAAACUAUGCAAAUGAGAAACUUCAGGAAUACUUUAACAAGCAUAUUUUUUCUUUGGAGCAGCUAGAAUAUAGCAGGGAAGGAUUAGUGUGGGAAGAUAUUGACUGGAUAGACAAUGGAGAAUGCCUAGACUUGAUUGAGAAGAAACUUGGCCUCCUGGCCCUUAUCAAUGAAGAAAGCCAUUUUCCUCAAGCUACAGACAGCACCUUAUUAGAGAAGUUACACAACCAACAUGCUAAUAACCACUUUUAUGUGAAACCCAGAGUUGCGCUCAACAAUUUUGGAGUGAAACACUACGCUGGAGAGGUGCAGUACGAUGUCCGAGGUUUCUUGGAGAAGAACAGAGAUACCUUUAGAGAUGACCUUCUCAACCUGCUAAGAGAGAGCCGAUUUGACUUCAUCUAUGACCUGUUUGAACAUGUUUCAAGCCGCAACAACCAGGAUACCUUGAAAUGUGGCAGCAAACAUCGGCGGCCCACAGUCAGCUCACAGUUCAAGGACUCACUGCAUUCCUUAAUGGCAACGCUAAGCUCCUCUAAUCCUUUCUUUGUUCGCUGUAUCAAACCAAACAUGCAAAAGAUGCCAGACCAGUUUGACCAGGCAGUUGUGCUAAACCAGCUGCGCUACUCGGGGAUGUUGGAGACGGUGAGAAUCCGCAAAGCUGGGUACGCAGUGCGAAGACCCUUCCAGGAUUUUUACAAAAGGUAUAAAGUGCUGAUGCGGAACCUGGCUCUCCCCGAGGACGUCCGAGGGAAGUGCACGGCCCUGCUGCAGCUCUACGACGCCUCCAACAGCGAGUGGCAGCUGGGGAAGACCAAGGUCUUUCUUCGAGAAUCCUUGGAGCAAAAGCUGGAGAAACGGCGAGAGGAAGAAGUUACCCAGGCGGCCAUGGUGAUCCGCGCCCACAUCUUGGGCUACUUGGCACGAAAGCAGUACAGGAAGGUCCUUUAUUGUGUGGUAGUAAUCCAGAAGAAUUAUAGAGCAUUCCUUCUGAGGAGGAGAUUUUUGCACCUGAAAAAAGCAGCCAUCGUUUUCCAGAAGCAACUCAGAGGUCAGAUUGCUCGUAGAGUUUACCGACAACUGCUGGCCGAGAAGCAGGAGCAGGAAGAAAAGAAGAAACGGGAGGAAGAAGAAAGAGAAAGAGAGAGAGCCCGAAGAGAAGCUGAGCUCCACGCCCAGCAGGAGGAAGAAGCAAAGAAGCAGCGAGAGCUCGAAGCCUUGCAGAGGAGCCAGAAGGAGGCAGAGCUGACCCAGGAACUGGAGAGGCAGAAAGAAAACAAGCAGGUGGAAGAGAUCCUCCGCCUGGAGAAGGAGAUUGAGGACCUGCAGCGCAUGAAGGAGCAGCAGGAGCUCUCGCUGACCGAGGCCUCCCUGCAGAAGCUGCAGCAGCUGCGGGACGAGGAGCUCCGGAGGCUGGAAGACGAAGCCUGCCGCGCCGCCCAGGAGUUCCUCGAGUCCCUCAACUUCGACGAGAUCGACGAGUGUGUGCGGAACAUCGAGCGCUCCCUGUCCCUGUCCGUCGAGCUCGGCGAGCUGGCUGAGAGCGCGAGCGGGGACAAGCCCAGCUUCAACUUCAGCCAGCCCUACCCGGAGGAGGAGGUGGAUGAGGGCUUCGAGGCCGACGACGACGCCUUCAAGGACUCCCCCAACCCCAGCGAGCACGGCCACUCGGACCAACGCACAAGUGGCAUCCGCACCAGCGACGACUCUUCCGAGGAGGACCCCUACAUGAACGACACGGUGGUGCCCACCAGCCCCAGUGCGGACAGCACAGUGCUGCUCGCCCCGUCUGGCCACGACUCCUCCAGCGGGGAGUCCACCUACUGCAUGCCCCAGAACACCGGGGACCUGCCCUCUCCGGACGGCGACUACGACUAUGACCAGGACGAUUAUGAGGAUGGCGCCAUCACCUCCGGCAGCAGCGUGACCUUCUCCAACUCCUGCGGUAGCCAGUGGUCCCCAGACUACCGCUGCUCUGUGGGGACCUACAACAGUUCCAGCGCCUACCGCUUCAGCUCCGAAGGGGCGCAGUCCUCGUUUGAAGAUAGCGAAGAGGACUUUGACUCUAGGUUUGAUACAGAUGAUGAACUCUCUUACCGGCGCGACUCGGUGUACAGCUGUGUCACGCUGCCGUACUUCCACAGCUUCCUGUACAUGAAAGGUGGCUUAAUGAACUCCUGGAAACGCCGCUGGUGUGUCCUCAAGGACGAAACCUUCCUGUGGUUCCGCUCCAAGCAGGAGGCGCUCAAGCAAGGCUGGCUCCACAAAAAAGGCGGAGGUUCCUCUACACUGUCCAGGAGAAAUUGGAAGAAGCGCUGGUUCGUUCUCCGCCAGUCCAAGCUGAUGUACUUUGAAAAUGACAGUGAGGAAAAGCUCAAGGGCACCGUAGAAGUCCGGACGGCAAAAGAGAUCAUAGAUAACACCAGCAAAGAGAACGGGAUUGAUAUCAUUAUGGCCGAUAGGACCUUCCACCUGAUCGCCGAGUCCCCGGAAGAUGCCAGCCAGUGGUUCAGCAUGCUCAGUCAGGUCCACGCUUCCACCGACCAGGAGAUUCGGGAGAUGCACGACGAGCAGGCGAACCCGCAGAACGCCGUGGGCACUUUGGAUGUGGGGCUGAUUGAUUCCGUGUGCGCCUCGGACAGCCCCGAUAGACCCAAUUCCUUUGUGAUCAUCACGGCCAACCGGGUGCUGCACUGCAACGCCGACACGCCGGAGGAGAUGCACCACUGGAUCACGCUGCUGCAGAGGUCCAAGGGGGACACCAGAGUGGAGGGCCAGGAAUUCAUAGUGAGAGGAUGGUUGCACAAAGAAGUAAAGAACAGUCCGAAGCUGUCUUCCCUGAAACUGAAGAAACGGUGGUUUGUGCUGACUCACAAUUCCCUGGAUUACUACAAGAGCUCAGAGAAGAACGCACUGAAGUUGGGCACGCUGGUCCUCAACAGCCUCUGCUCGGUCGUCCCCCCCGACGAGAAGAUCUUCAAAGAGACAGGCUACUGGAAUGUCACCGUGUACGGGCGCAAGCACUGUUACCGGCUCUACACCAAGCUGCUCAAUGAGGCCACCAGGUGGUCCAGCGCCAUUCAAAAUGUGACUGACACCAAGGCCCCGAUCGACACCCCCACCCAGCAGCUGAUUCAAGAUAUCAAGGAGAACUGCCUGAACUCGGAUGUGGUGGAGCAGAUCUACAAGCGGAACCCGAUCCUUCGAUACACCCAUCACCCCCUGCAUUCUCCACUGCUGCCGCUUCCCUACGGAGACAUAAAUCUCAACUUGCUCAAAGAUAAAGGCUACACAACCCUUCAGGAUGAAGCCAUCAAGAUAUUCAAUUCCCUCCAGCAACUGGAAUCCAUGUCUGACCCUAUUCCAAUAAUCCAGGGCAUCCUACAGACAGGGCAUGACCUCCGACCUCUGCGAGAUGAGCUGUAUUGCCAACUCAUCAAACAGACCAACAAAGUGCCCCAUCCCGGCAGCGUGGGGAACCUGUACAGCUGGCAGAUCCUGACAUGCCUGAGCUGCACCUUUCUGCCAAGUCGAGGGAUUCUCAAGUAUCUCAAGUUCCAUCUGAAAAGGAUACGGGAACAGUUUCCGGGGACUGAGAUGGAAAAAUACGCCCUCUUCACUUAUGAAUCUCUUAAGAAAACAAAAUGCAGAGAGUUUGUGCCUUCCCGAGAUGAAAUAGAAGCUCUGAUCCACAGGCAGGAAAUGACGUCCACAGUGUAUUGCCAUGGCGGAGGCUCCUGCAAGAUUACCAUCAACUCCCACACCACAGCCGGGGAGGUAGUGGAGAAGCUGAUCAGAGGCCUGGCCAUGGAGGACAGCAGGAACAUGUUCGCCUUGUUUGAGUACAAUGGACACAUGGACAAAGCCAUUGAAAGCCGAACCAUCGUAGCUGAUGUCUUAGCAAAGUUUGAAAAGCUGGCUGCCACCUCAGAGGCGGGGGACCUGCCGUGGAAGUUCUACUUCAAACUUUACUGCUUCCUGGACACAGACAACGUGCCAAAAGACAGCGUGGAAUUUGCAUUUAUGUUUGAACAGGCCCAUGAAGCAGUGAUCCACGGCCACCAUCCAGCCCCUGAAGAAAACCUCCAGGUUCUGGCUGCCUUGCGCCUCCAGUACCUGCAGGGGGAUUAUACUCUGCACGCCGCGGUCCCACCUCUCGAAGAGGUUUAUUCCCUGCAGAGACUUAAGGCCCGCAUCAGCCAGUCGACCAAAAGCUUCACCCCGAGCGAGCGGCUGGAGAAGAGGCGGACGAGCUUCCUGGAGGGGACACUGAGGCGGAGCUUCCGGACGGGCUCUGUCGUACGGCAGAAGGUCGAGGAGGAGCAGAUGGUGGACAUGUGGAUUAAGGAAGAAGUCUCCUCUGCUCGGGCCAGUAUCAUUGACAAGUGGAAGAAAUUUCAGGGAAUGAACCAGGAACAGGCCAUGGCCAAGUACAUGGCCUUGAUCAAGGAAUGGCCUGGCUAUGGGUCGACGCUCUUUGAUGUGGAGUGCAAGGAGGGUGGCUUUCCCCAGGAACUCUGGUUGGGCGUCAGCGCAGAUGCCGUCUCUGUCUACAAGCGUGGGGAGGGAAGACCACUAGAAGUCUUCCAGUACGAACACAUCCUCUCUUUUGGGGCACCCCUGGCAAAUACAUACAAGAUCGUAGUUGAUGAGCGGGAGCUGCUCUUUGAAACCAGUGAGGUGGUGGACGUGGCCAAGCUCAUGAAGGCGUACAUCAGCAUGAUCGUGAAGAAGCGCUACAGCACCACGCGCUCCCUGAGCAGCCAGGGCAGCUCCAGGUGAAGGCUGCAGCUAGCCCAUGUGUCUCUGGUAUCCAAGCGCACCACCCUCUGGCCUCAGCUGGCUCCAGUGUGUGAGCCCAGCCGAAAGCAGAGCGGCCCAGGCUUUCUGGAAAGCUCUCAUCAGAGAGAGGUGUCUCUGAGGGUCCUUUUGCCCUGUCAACUUCAGUGAUCAUGUAUUAAGCUGUCAACCUUAAUAAUCUGCACAAUUUCCAAAGCUUUACUACGCUUAGAUGACACAUGCCUUAUAAAAGAAAGGGGAGAAAAACCAUGCUGCCUCCAAAGCAGCCAGAAGUGCCUUAAUUUGUGCAACCAACACUAAUCGACCUUAACUGUGCUACUGAAGGGGACUGCUUCCCCCGCCCCUUUGGGGAGACUUACAGAGCUUGGGGGAUGGAGGAGAUUGUCCAUCAAUUAUGCACUAACCUCCCAACCUGAUUUCCCUGAAUUAUGAGGGAAGGUGAGGGUGUGGGGAGGGGAACAGAGAGCCCAAGGGGACAGUAUGUUUUAGGUGGAGUGCUGCUGGCAGCCUUCCUCGUGGACGUGUAUUAACUUUUUCUUUCUUUCAUCUUUUAAGUGUACGUGCUUGCCCAUGCAUGCAUGUGUUCGUAAACUCCACACUUUAAUCAUCAUUUCAUGAGCAUUAAAAGCAAAGGGAAAAAAGGACGUGCAAUGGUGUGAACAGUCUGUCUGUAUAUUUUAAUAGUUCAGAGAUAUAGUCUUCAGUUAUUACUUUAUAAGGUGGUUUUAUUAACAAACCGGAAUCCUGGAUUUUCCUGUCUUUGCUGUAUUUCAAAAAACGUGUUUUGACUCAGUUUUGUUUUACAUGUAGCAAAGUCUGCAAUCUGUGUCUGCUGUAUUACAAACAGAUGCGCAGCCUACAAGAUAAUAACUGUAUUUAUAAACCACUCGUAAACAGCGGACUCCAAUGCUAUUUUUAGAACAAUAUGAAGUCAUUUUGGAGUGUUUCAUUUCUAAAAGAUUUAAGUUAAAAAAAAUGUUUCUUUGAAGGUUAGCUUGUACCACUCCAGAUAGAUUGCAAAUAUAACCAUGUUGAAUGUGGGGGAGAGAUGCUGCAUUCCUGAAAGGCAUAACAUGUGAGUGAAUCUUUAAAGGACCCUGACAUUAAAUGCGGAGGCUUUAAUAAAAUACAUACAUAUUUUAUCCCAAGUUUAUAAUGGUGGUCUGAACAUGACACCUGUAAAUAAAUCAGCAUUUGUGACCAGAAGAAAAGUAAUCUGGUUUUGGACUUCUAUUUUUAUAUGGAAAAGUUAUAAAGACUUGGGCCAGCAAAGUCUACAAGAAAAAAGAAACUUGCCUUAUCCCUUAUGGAGAACCGUGCGAAAUUGUUGUUUGUUGGCUCACAGAAAGUCUGACAAUAAAAGGUAUUAGCUGA